CUUAGCUUUGCACGGCGGCGGCAGCGGCUGCAGUGUCGGUGAUGUGCUGUGGAUGCCAGACUCCCUCCGUCACGCGCACGUGAAGUACCUGUGCUGGGGAAGGGGGCAGCGGGCGGGAGGGGUGCAGGCUGCUGUACUCGGAGUAUAAGGAGAAGUUGCGCUCCGUCGGUGGUGUGGUGGACGUCGCUCGCCUGCGGCAGGACAACAGCGACUUCCGGCAGCCAACAUGCACCGCGAAAAAUACGACUUUCAACCCGCCGAGCCAAGGGCAACACUCUCGGAGCGGUUCGCCAGUUACUAUGGCAACAUACGCUCUCUGCUGCUGGGUUCAAACCUCACAGGUCGGCGACAGACGUUUCAAGAGGAUUCCUUCGUGGAGGAGGCUUCCCUCACAGCAUUUCGUAAAGACAAGGACGAAGGUCAGCUGAAGCCCAAGGUGGUGGACCUGAGUCGCAAUGUGAACCGCCAUGCUCACCACACCAGCGCCUACGAGAUCCCCAACCUGGUGCUGCGGCGGGGCCAGGCCUUCGAGAUGGUCAUCACCUUCGAGCGCGCCUUCAACCGCGACGACGACAGCAUCGUGCUCAAGUUCGUCACAGGCAGUCGGCCGCUGCAGAGCAAGGGCAGCGUGGUGUCGGUGCGCCAGGUGUCGGAGGCACACGCUGGGGACUGGAACUACGAGCUGGUCAGUGUGGUGGACCGCGCGGUCACCUUGAAGGUCAUCUCCACGCCCAAGGCCAUCGUGGGGCGCUACGAGAUGUUCAUCGACACAUUCCACAAGGGGGGCGAGGGCGAGGUGGAGAAACAUCGCUACAAGCACCCGGACGACAUCUACAUCAUCUUCAACCCCUGGAAUGAAGCUGACGACGUGUACCUGGACAACCCCACGGAGCGGGAGGAGCACGUGCUGCGCGAGACGGGGCGCAUCUGGCUGGGGACGGUGGGCAAGUUCUGCGUGCGGCCCUGGAACUUCGGACAGUUCGAUGACGUGUGUCUAUUCGCGUCGCUGGCGCUGCUGGAGAAGUCGGAGCUGGGGGACCAGGCGAGGAACAACCCCGUGCAGGUGGUCAGGGCCCUGUGCCGUGUGAUCAACAACACGGAGAGGGACAGCGGGGUGCUGUGUGGCAACUGGUCCGGAAAAUACGACGACGGCAUCCCUCCUCACGCCUGGAACGGAAGCUCCGCCAUCUUGGAAGAGUUUUUGAAGAAACGCAAAGGCGUGAAGUACGGACAGUGCUGGACCUUUGCUGCAGUGGCCACCACACUCCUUCGGGCCCUGGGCAUUCCCACCCGCUGUGUGACGUGUUUCCGGUCCUCACACGACAGCGACUUCAGCAACCCCGUCAACGCCCACUGGUCCACCGACAACCGGCCCCGCAAAAGUAUGGAUGACGCCAUCUGGGACUACCACGUGUGGGGAGAAAGCUGGUUCAGAAGGCCCGAUCUACCUCCGGGGUACGACGGGUGGCAGGCGUUUGAUCCCACACCCCAAGAAUGUAAUGAAGGUGUCUUCACCUGCGGUCCCGCCUCUGUGAAAGCCAUCAGGAAAGGAGAACUGUACUACGGUUUCCACGCCAAGUUUCUCUUCUCGGAGGCGCAUGGCGAGCGCGUGCACUGGCUGGUGGACUCGGAUGGCAACAUGACGCCCUUCCGGGUGGAAAAGCGGGUGGUCGGUCGCCAGAUUUCAACCAAGGCGGCUGGAACCAUUUCCAGGCUGGACAUCACUGACCUGUACAAAGCUGCUGAUGGCAGCCCUGAGGAGGCUGAGAUCCUGAAGCAAGCAUCUCGCCUGUGUUUCCGGUCCGUGCCGCAGCUGCUGGUGAACGGGUGUGAGGACGUGGAGUUCACCUUCCAGGGCGACGCGCAGAAGGCCGGCGAUGUCCACAUCUGCCUCAAGAUGAAGAACGACAGCGGCCACGGCAGGACCAUCGAUGUCUACCUGGGCUGUGUGUCCGCCUACAACACCGGCGUCCCCGCCACCGACCUCAAGGAGACCUCUACCACUGUGCUCAUUGAGCCACACACAGAAAACGAUGUACAGAUGAGCCUGAAGUGCGCCGACUACAUCAACAACAAAGACACGGACUCGCACGUCAACGUCUACGUCAUCGCCACCGUCAGAGAAACUCACCAACGCUUCGCCACGAGGGACACGAUCUGGAUAGAGAAACCUCACCUGGAGGUCAAGACCGAGGGGCGGACAAGUGUCACCCAGCCCUUCCAGAUCGUCCUGAAGAUCGUCAACACUCUCAGUGUGCCGCUUACUAACGGAGUCUUUAACGUGGAGGGGCCCGGCAUCCAGCGACUGAUGGGCGUUAAGUGCAAGAAGACGAUUGGUCCAGGCGAGGAGUGUCGGGAGACGGUGACGUUGAAGGCGAGGCGCGGCGGACGUCACGAGAUCGUCGCCAACUUCUACUGUCGUCAGAUCUGUGACGUCGCCGGCGCGGCAGAGCUGGACAUCAGCGACGACGGCAAAAACUAGACGACUGCAGCGACAGCAGGGAACUGACAACGGUGAAACACGUUAGUCAACCGUGGAGACCACAAAGAGCCGAGCGUCUGCUGCAACAUUCUGACAACUGUCAACGUGCAGCAGCGACUGUGACCAUGUGACACGUGGGGCUUCCAUUGGACUGUCGUUGGCCAACAAUGGACUUGGAGUCUUCCCGUGGACUGUCGUCUGCCAAUCAGGAACCAGCUCUGAUCGUUUUCCCGUCUGUUCCGACUUUCCUCCAGCUGACGUCACGUGGUCAGACCUGACCUCCUGACCUACCAAGUGUUUGAGGCUGUCGUAGUUUAUUUGUUCUUGUCAACUCCUCAGUGUUGUCUCAUUCUGGACAUGAUAAUGUUAUGUCUUGACAGGAUAUGUCUGUAUACCUCCGUCUGUCUUUCUGUCUCCAUGUGUGUGUAACAUCUUUAGUUCUCUCAACGCCGUUGGCCGCCAUGUUUGCUGUCGUCACGUUAGUACGUCCUCAGCCUCACCGAGCCUCCCUCGUGGACACAGUGAGGUCCUCACUGAGUGGUUCACCUUGUUGCCAGUGAAUGUUGCAGGUGCUUGUGUACACAUCUCUCCCUGAUCCCAGCCUCCUGUUGUUUGUUGUCCACUCAGUCUUGCGCUUCAUUUGACUUUUUAAUUAUUUUAUAUUCAUAAUCAUCCUUGCUGGUGUAUGACCUUUCCAUUAUUUUUAUUUCUGUUUAUAUACUUAUAUUUAUGAAGAAAAUAAUAAAGAUUUUCUGUUGCCCUACACCUUCUGAACACUUGCCCCCGAGCUGCUGCAGGAACUGAUGGGGUCAUGACCUUUGUAAGAACCUCGCCAACUGUUGGCAUUAAAGACAAGUCCGUUGAAAGACUUCUUGCUAAAACAAAUUCACUGGACAUUAUUAUGUAUGACUGCUUUGUUCUGUUUACUGUCAUUUGCUCAGCUUCUAGGAAAUGGUCCUGUCCGGAACUCUUGACACGACCUACUGUUCAUAUCGUGAUGUAUUGCAAAAAUAUCUUUGACUAAA
This is a messenger RNA of Pomacea canaliculata, 3507 nucleotides long. RefSeq names its product protein-glutamine gamma-glutamyltransferase K-like. Gene Ontology annotation, molecular function: protein-glutamine gamma-glutamyltransferase activity. The transcript has 14 exons. The record is from RefSeq and is a predicted model, not a curated record. The coding region runs from base 227 to 2482 and encodes 751 amino acids. NCBI's taxonomy places the organism in Eukaryota, Metazoa, Mollusca, Gastropoda, Architaenioglossa, Ampullariidae. Gene Ontology annotation, biological process: peptide cross-linking.